Agrilus planipennis (emerald ash borer) is the source of this 1758-nucleotide messenger RNA. RefSeq names its product serine/threonine-protein phosphatase 6 regulatory ankyrin repeat subunit B-like. The record is from RefSeq and is a predicted model, not a curated record. Gene Ontology annotation, molecular function: protein binding. Lineage: Eukaryota; Metazoa; Arthropoda; Insecta; Coleoptera; Buprestidae. Bases 140 to 1663 code for a protein of 507 amino acids. The transcript is spliced from 3 exons.
CAUAACCUCUAUGUAUAACCUGUAAUUUUUAUUGAAAUUUCAACAUUAUUUUACACUUAAUUUCUAAGCAACACCACAUAGAAAUAAAAACUAAUUGAGACUAUUUCAUAAUUAACAUAACGAGCAGUUUUUAUUGUUAAUGUGUGGAUGUGAAAACAUGAGUUCUGAUUCAGAAGACCUUGAUAAUACUAAGGAAAAUGAUUCAAAUCAACUUAAGGUAUGCUGUAUUGGUGAUUUGUACAAGGGUGAAAUAUUUAAAACCAUCAUUGCUAAUGAUUUAAAUAAAAUGAAGGAAUUAUUGGUAUCUAAAAAUUACUUAUCUGCUCAAGACAACAAUGGUCAUACACCUCUUCAUCUAGCCGUUAUUACCAACAAUAAAGAAAUAUUGGAUCUUCUUCUCCAGCAGCAAGACAUUGAUAUAAAUGCUUUAAGUUACUCAGGAGAUUCUCCUUUGCUGUUGAGUUUAGCUCUAAGGAGAGAGGAAGAUUUUAUAUUAAAAAUUAUAGAAUCAAAAUGUAAUGUCAACACUUGUAAUGCCACAAACGAGACUGCAUUACAUAUGGCUGCUCAAUGUGGCUACACAGUUGUAGGCAAAGCUUUAAUUGAAAAAGGGGCAAAUAUUAAUGCAAGAGACAGUUCUGGAUUUACACCUCUUCAUGAGGCUUGUUGCAAUUUACAUUUAGAGUUUGUACAGUUGCUGUUGAAUUAUAAUGCUGAUGCAUCAGUAAAGUGUGACUCCUAUCUAACACCUUUUAUGAUGGCUGUUAAUAAUACAGAUAAUCCUAGGAUACCUUUGGAAUUAUUGGAGAAAGAAUUUUGCCUAAAUAAUAUAACUAUCGAUGGUUAUAGCACUCUGUUAUUAUCAAUUAACAGCUUCAAUCCAAUUGCUUUUGAAUUAAUUGAAAGAGGGGCAGAUAUUAAUCAUAUUGCUCCUGGUGGUCACUGUACACUAGAACUGGCUCUUUUUUGGGAGAAUUCAAAAUUAUAUAACGCAAUAUUUUCAAAGUUUUACAAACACUUGUUGAAUACAAAAUUUCUAAAUUCACUUUUUACAAAAUGUAAGUUUCCAGGGGAAGAGUGGGGUCUUUGUACAAUUGAAUUAUUAAAUUGGGAUGAUUCACUGCAAUUAUUUCGAAAAUAUUUUAAACAGAAGCCAAACCAUUGGACUUUAUGUUCAAUAAAUGGCAUUCCUGCAAAAAUGAGAGUAGAAUUAAUUAAUAGAUUUCUAUCACUGGACAUACCAGUUACAAUAGAUGCCGCAUUUGAAGUGUACAAUAAAUAUGGGUUUAAAGAGGAAAUGGAAGCUGUUCUAAAAAGGAACAUACCUUAUCCACAUCAAAAACGAACAACAACAUUGUUUUGCCCAAUUUUCUAUGGAACUGUUUUUAUACAUGUGAAUUUAAGAAAACUUGUGAUUAAACUUCUUUGUUCUUAUGAAAACUGGAGUAUAGCUUUGGAAGCUUAUAUUAAAAAGUUCAUAAAUUUACACCAGAGUACAGUUCCUUCCUUAGUUGAAUUAAGCAGAGAUGCUUGCAGAAACUUUAUUAAAAAAAGAUGUCGUUGUAGCGGCGGUUCUUUGGCAUACCACCAGUUUUUAAACUCAUUAAUGUUACCUCAAAAAAUAAAGGACAUCAUCAGGCUUAAAAUUCCAAUAUAUUCUUAAUUUCAUUGUUCCCAAUCAGUAUUUUUUUUUAAUAUUUUAUGUGAUUUAAUUUUUUUUAAAUAGAGAAGUAUAAAGUUUAUUACUUAGCAGUUUAU